Messenger RNA from Drosophila mojavensis, 5067 nucleotides. RefSeq lists its product as uncharacterized. The coding region runs from base 493 to 4800 and encodes 1435 amino acids. Gene Ontology annotation, biological process: regulation of DNA-templated transcription. The transcript has 3 exons. The record is from RefSeq and is a predicted model, not a curated record. Gene Ontology annotation, cellular component: nucleus. Lineage: Eukaryota; Metazoa; Arthropoda; Insecta; Diptera; Drosophilidae.
UACAUAUGCCCAACAGUGUGCGUGUGUGUUUGGCAUGUGCAUGUAUGUGUGUGUGUGUGAGUGUGAGUGUGUGUAACGAUGUUCAACAACUAAACGAGUUAACUAACUUAACAAACACAUCAAGCAAAUUGAUCAAAACAACAACAACAACGAAAACACAAAAAGCAAACAACUUUAACAGCAACUUCAACUCCACCAAUAACAACAACAACACCAAUUACAACUGAAACAACAGCUACAACAACUGUUCCAAGAGUAUUAACUAAGAAAGGAGUUAACAAAAGCAGAAAGAAUUAAACUCAGCAUUCAGAUGUUGAUUUGGGAGGCCUAUGCACUUUUCUCAAUAUCUUCGAAAAUUGCCGCAAUAUUUUGGAAGCAACAACAACGAAUCUUUCUGGAUCUGCAACGGAAACAUACUAUAUCAGUGUCUAGUCUAACGUAUUGUCACAACUCUAUAUAGAUUAACGGUAGCUUGUAAGGCAGACGCUCUUGAUGAAUAUUGGUCAGGAAAAGCAUACGCAUCAGUCGCAGCAGUCGCACACGCAUCCACAUCCACAUCCGCAUCCGCAUCCGCAUUCGCAUACACAUCCGCCACAGCAGGCGAUCGGCAAUCGCAGCCGCAACACAGAUCCACACAGUGUCCCGGGUGCCGUUGCUGCUGGAGCCGCUCCAUCUGACUAUCCCGGCCUGCUGCUUGGCUAUCGCUAUACGCUGCCGCCCGGCCAUGAUCAUCGACUGCACAUCGAGCACCUCAGGCGCUCCGCUGGGAGCGAGCGGCAAGUGAGAAGUCCCAACGGCUGUCCCAUGGUUAUGACACCCAGUCGACGCAGCUCGCCGCCGCCGUUGCCGCUGCCGCUGCCGCUGCCGACGCGCCAUGCACUAAGCGCUGGCUCCGUUGGCCCAGCUGCCCAGCAGACCCACUCCCAGUCCCAGACCCAAGCUCAGGCCCAGGCCCAGGCCCAGGCGCAGGCGCAGGCACAGGCCCAGGCUCAUGCACAGACGCCGUCCCAGACGCAGUGCAUGAACGCUCACUUUUUACACUUCCAGUCGCAGCUGCAUCAGAAGCUAUCCGCCAGCUACUUUCGCAACCCGCCCUCGCCAUCGCCAACGGAACGUGAACGUGAUCGGGAGCGAGAACGGGAACGGGAACGGGAGCGCAACAUCUGUGGCACCGGCACAUCGCCGCCGGCGACGAGCAUGAGCGCAGCGCAUCUGAAUCCGUUAAGUGAUCUGCAGAACAUGCAGCCCUUUGACUUUCGCAAAAUCAACUCGUUCGGUGCGCCGCCGAACGCGACGGACUUCGUGCACCACCAGCAUCUGCAGCAGCAGGCGGCGGUGCUGGCGCAGGCGCGUCGCCGCAUCAAUGAGGCAACCACAGCAAGCGAGAAGAACGCUGCGGUGGCAGCGGCGGCAGCAGCUGCUGCGGCUGCUGCCCAGAGCAAUCAGUUCUUUAGCGCAAUGGCAAUGGCCGGGCAUCCGUUGCCGUAUCACUUGCCACCACCGCCACCCCCACCGCCGCCACCGCCGCAGCAGCAGCAACAGCAGCAGCAGCAACAACAACAACAGCAGCAGCAGCAGCAAUCGAACAACAAUCAGGUGUCGUUGGCCGGCAGCGUCGCAGAACUUAAUCACGGCCAUGGGCCACACUCGCCAAAUCACGCACAGGUGAAUCACAGUCACAGUCACAGUCACGGCCACAGUCACGGCCACGGUCACGGUCACGGCCCUGGUCACGGCCACAGUCACAGCCAGUAUCAGCAGCACUCGCAUUCGCAUCAUCACAAGGCCGGACAACCCACCUCGCCGGAGGAUUCGAGCAUCUCGAGCAAAUCUCGUCACUUGGCCGCCGCCGUGGCCGGGGACAAGUCGAACAGCAGCUGCUCCUCGUCCAGUGCGUCGGGCGCACAGCCAGCUAGCGGAUCGCAGCGCUUGACACGCCUAGCACUGGCCUCCGGCUCUAGCUCCGGGGCCGGGUCCGGCUCGAAUAUGCGCGCCAGCCGCAAAUCGGGCCACUCGCCGGGCAACAAGCGCCAGUGGGGCUCGAUGCCGGCCAAUCUGGGCACACAGUUCAUCAAUCCGGUGACCGGCAAGAAGCGCGUCCAGUGCAACGUCUGCCUGAAGACCUUCUGCGACAAGGGCGCCCUCAAGAUCCACUUCUCGGCGGUGCAUCUGCGCGAGAUGCACAAGUGCACGGUGGACGGCUGCAGCAUGAUGUUCAGCUCGCGGCGUUCGCGCAAUCGUCACAGCGCCAAUCCGAAUCCGAAGCUGCAUUCGCCGCAUUUGCGCCGCAAGAUCUCGCCCCAUGACGGACGCAGCGCCCAGCCGCAUCCGCUGCUGCUGCAGGCGCCGAACGGCAUCAUGGCUGGGCUGGGUCCGUUCGGCAGUUUCCCGCUGCUGACACCGCCGCCCGAUCUGCGACACCAUGCGAUGGGCGGCAUGGAGCUGAAGCAUGGCCAGGAGUAUCUGCGGCGCUCCUACAUGGACAGCAACGGCAUGCUCGGCCGGUACGAGGGACAGCGCCGCAAGACGGCGCUCGAGCCGGGCGACGAGGACGAUGACGAUGACGAGAUACUCGAGGUGGGCAUCCACAUGCCCGAUGACGACGACGAUGAUGACGAGGCGGAUGGCGAGGGAGAUGGCGACGAUGAUGACGAUGAUCCUGAUGGGGAUGGCAUUGUUGUGGUCGGCGAUGAGCUGGACAGCAUUCCCGACAAGGACAAGCACAGCCACGAUGAUUAUAUGCUGGACAAUGGCAACGAGAGCGACGAGCGCUCCACCUCGGCCAUCUCCAGCCACAGCCUCAGUCACAGUCUCGGCCACAGUCACGCUCACAAUCUCAGUCACAGUCACAGCCACAUUCACAGUCACAGUCACAGUCACAGUCACAGUCACAAUCACAGUCAAACCAAAGAACAGCAACAGCCAAGCCCCUGUCCGAGCAAGGCUGAGCCGGAGCCCUGCCCGGAGGCUGAUGAACAGCACGAGGACUCACAGAGCCUCACCGACUCCUCGCACGCCCUCGGCCAGACGACGGCGAGCAAACGCAAACGCAAAAGCCAAAAUCCGGUGCGCUGCACCGUGCAAUCGGAUGAGAACUCUUGCGACAAUUCACUGGAUAACUACGAUGUGGCCGCCGACCUGUCCAUCAAGAAGAUCAAGCUCAAGGAGGAGGAUGUGGAUGCAGUGGCAGCUGCGGCGGCAGCAGCAGCCGCAGCAGCCGCAGUCACAGCCGCAGCCGCAGUAAUAGGAACAGAUGCGCCAUUGGCCGCCCAGCUGGACGCAACAGCCAAAGAAGCCGAGGUGUUAACCGGCUCCACAGAGUCCACCAAGGCGAUACCCUCGCCCCCGCUAACGCCCUACACCAGCGAGGCCAAGUCGCACAUUAAGAUGGAGCUCGAAGACGACGAUGAGGAGGGGGAGCAGCCAAUGGAGAAGGUGCAGCAGCCAAAGGCUAUGUCACGGCCGGACGUGGCAACGGCAGGGCAUCCAUACGCCCACUCAGACGAGGCAGUUGGCACGCUCGAUCUGUCGCUGAGCACGACCAGUGGGGGAUCGAUUAUCAAGCAGGAGCCGUUGGAUGAGCUGGCCUUGAGCUAUGGCGCCGAUGCGGACGAGAAUCGCUAUAUGCGCAUCAAGCAGGAGCUGCUGGGCGACGAGGAGCCCAGCUUUGGUCGUGCAGCGGUCGAGGAGUGCUUGAGCAAGAGCAGCAACAACAACAACAUUAUAUUGACUGAGAGCAUGACGAGCAAGAGCCGUGACUCCAAUGGCAGCAUCAAGGCGAAAGCGGAGCGUGAAAGAGAUGGCGAGCACGAGCCAGAACCGGAAGCAGAACAGGAGCCGGAACCGGAGCACGAGCCCGAGCCCGAGCCCGAGCCGGAGCCGGAACCAGAGCCCGAACCAGAGGUACCCAUCGACAAGGAGAAUCCAUUGAAGUGCACCGCCUGCGGUGACAUCUUUCAGAACCACUUCCACCUGAAGACCCACUACCAAAGCGUCCACCUGAAGCUCCAUCACAAGUGCAACAUCGACGGCUGCAAUGCGGCCUUCCCCUCGAAGCGCAGCCGCGAUCGCCACAGCUCGAACCUCAACUUGCAUCGCAAGCUGCUCUCCACUAGCGACGAGCACAAUCUGCUGCUGCCGCCCGAUCCGCUGCUGGAGCUGAUGAACAUCAACAACAACAAGGCCUUCGGUAGUGCUGGCGUCGCUGCUGGCGGUCCCGUUACCGCAGCCGGCGGCAUGCCCAGCAGCAUUCACGCCGAGAUUUUGGCACGCCUCUGUGCGGGUGCACAUGGCCUAAGCAUGCCGCUCUGCUUCGAGGCGCUGCAGCAUCGUUUCCAUGCUGGCCACGGCCACGGCCAGGUGCCGGUCGGAUUUCCUGAUCCGAAUGCCAAUGUCAGUGUCAAUGCGAAUCCGAAUCCGGGUUUCAUGCCGGCAACCGAUCCACGUCUGCUGCUCAAUCAUGCCAGUAAUCCGCUGCUCUUCCCCGGCCUGCGACUGCCGCGCUUCCCACCCCUGACGCACCACAUGCUGGCGGGUGCCAGUGCCCUCAGUCCGUUCUGCCGUCGCACCUCUUCCGACUCCAAUUCCCAGCACUCGAUAACACCGCCCGUUGGGGCACGCGGCUGCGAUAGCGUCUCGCUGAUGGGCUUGGGUCCGCGUUCCGGCUCCGGAUCUGGAUCGCCCGAGUACGAUGCGCAGGCGAAUCAUGGGCAUGCGCAUGCGCACACACACAUGCACAUGCAGGCGGCCGGCGAGGAGGCCGGACAGAGCCAGCGGCAGUCGCCGGAUCGCAUAUCAUGACCAUGUACCUCGUACUAUGCCAAGGCGCUGGCAUUUUAUCACUGAAGCAUCGUCGUCGGACAGCAACAAUUCAUUCAUGCAAUAUCAGGCUAAAACUUAGGACUACACAGCAUUGCUCAUAAUCAUAAUCGAUGAAUCGAUAGGUCGACUUAUCGAUCGAAGAAGGACGAGGAGAAAGUAUUCGCAAUCCAAACUGCAGCUUGGCUCACCGGCGCUCAUUAUAAACAAUACUUUUACUAGGCUAAUAUAAAAUAUUAGAUGGAUCAA